UUGUGACAUUCCUGCGGCGCGUGCGCUUCAUCGGCGUUAGUUGCCUGCACGCGGUUACUUCGCCAGUCGGCAUCAAGCGGCGCUCGCGACAGAUCCACCCACGCGCAAAUCAUCUUAUCGGCGUCCCGGUCAGCUGUUCACUAUGGCGUGCAAUCGUCCGUUGUUGUUGUAAUUAAACACCACGUGCGACAAGAUGUCCGCAUGCAGGCUGUGCGUGACUCUGUGCGGACUGCUUCUCGUGCUGUUUUGUGAUCCUGCUAGCCAGCAGUUGGUGAUCAACGUUCGCAAUCAGGGCGGUGAAGUCCUCCAGGAAAACAUUUCAGCGAACGUGAGCGACGACACGGUCGUCCUGGAAUUCCAGCGCUCCGACGGCACCCUGGUGACGCAGUUCAUCGAUUUUCGUAACGAAGUGCAAAUUCUAAAAGCACUGAUACUCGGCGAAGAAGAACGUGGUCAAAGCCAGUACCAGGUGAUGUGCUUCAUCUUUCACUUCCCGAAGGAAGCAUUCAUUUCAUCGGACGCCAUGUCCAAGCUGCGUCAGAAGAACCCCACAACAGUACGCAUCCCCGAAGAAGAUCGAGGACGUGAGAACUUCACCAUGGACUAUGCGGUUGAUCUGACACUGGCGGGGAUUAUCUCCCCGCAUAUUGCAGACCUCUGCGCGGAAGCCCCCGAGAGCAGCUACACUCGAUAUGAGGAUAUUCAAAUCUGGUCCGUCAAUCAAGGCAUACCUGAAGCAACAUACCUUCAAGUUUUAAAACGUUUCCCAACGGUGGCUGAUCCCCGUCUGGCAAACGAGGUGCAUACUGCUGAUGCACACACCAACGACAUCGACAGCUGCUCACUGGUGAAGAAGGUAUGGUCGCCAUGCCAAUGUCACCUUGAGCUCUGCAUCGGUUGGUAUCCUUGCGGUCUGAAAUACUGCAAAGGAAAGGGUGAGAGCAAGAACACGGCGAUGACGUACCGCUGCGGCAUCAAGACAUGUCGCAAGUGCCACCUGUUCUCAUACUACGUGCCCCAGAAGCAGAUUUGUCUCUGGGACGAAUGACAAAGGGCGGCGACGACGCCGAACUGGGACGAUUGAAUGACUCCAUUUCUGCGUCGAGUCUGCUUGUUGCCUUAUAGAACAAAAAUUGACAGAAUACCAGAAAACUAUUCUCUUGUAAAAAAAAAUGAAAACGAACCUCUUAAAAUAUUGGACCAACAUGCCUUAGACGUAAAGAAAUAUUUGGCGAAUACUUGGUUUGCUUUCUGUAAAAAAAUUCAAGAAUUUAAUUUUAAAUUAAUCAAAAUGAAAAGAAAAUUGUAUAUAAGCCAACAACUUCCUAGUUUCUUCAUGUAAUGACGUAUAUUUUAGAUAAAUGUACUUUAUUUUCAUUACUCAUAGUAUUUAAAUGAUAAGGGCUAUUUUAUACUACUCUUCUUCGAGAUAAGCAACAAUGUGUAAAAUGUAAAUUACUGACAGAGAUAAUUUUCUAGCAGUUUCUAGCCUGAUGUGAAUAAUACGCUCUCCAAACAACUCCAUCAGCAACUUAAAACAAUACAAGCAGUAACUAAAUGUUGUUAAUAUUAACACAAAACCAGUUUUAACGUAACAUUGUCAAAGGAUGCUUAGCGUUUAUUUAAUACACUGUAAAAAUUACAACUGAAAAAGAAAAACAAAUGAAUAUUGUAUAAUGUUUGUAAGGAAAAAUAUACGGAGAUAAUUGGUACAUUAAAAAACACAUCAACGGUAGUUACAAAUAUCCUGAAAAGAACUAGUUUAGAACAAUAGAGUAAAAAGUAGAGUAGUGCAUAGUAGAUAAUUACAAUAAUGACAAGUUGAAUUUUAUAUACUAUACGGCUUAUCGAUUUUCUUACGAAAGAAAAAUGCAGAAACCUUUAUGUGAAAAGAAAAUUUUGCGUGGGAGGAAAAUCUAGUUCGGCUUUUCGCCUGCAGAUUUCCCUGGUUGUAUCAGUAAGAGGAAAAUUCGGAAACCCCAGUACAACAACCUGUUGAUAACUGUAUUAGACAUGACGUGUUCUUAAAUGUAAUAAUCAAUGUUUAAAAUAAUGAGGAUUUGAUGGAAAAUAAAUGUCUAUGUGAUUAUUGAUUUA
Molecule: messenger RNA, 2097 nt
Organism: Dalotia coriaria
Lineage: Eukaryota; Metazoa; Arthropoda; Insecta; Coleoptera; Staphylinidae
Gene: oaf
Product: out at first
Exons: 4
Coding region: 194-1048 (284 amino acids)
Source: RefSeq, a predicted model, not a curated record